AUGUCGUCUGCUGUAUCAACUCCAUCUUCUGCAGCCUCACCUGGUGCCGUCGCACCAUCCCUGGCACCCGCCAUGCAGUCGCAGGCGUCCCCCGCCGCUAUGUCGCCGAGUCCCGGCCUUUGCGGUUCCGUCACCACCAAGGAAUGGGUUAUUCCGCCGCGACCGAAACCCGGAAGAAAACCAGCCACCGAUACACCCCCAACCAAAAGAAAGGCUCAGAAUCGCGCUGCGCAGCGGGCUUUCCGUGAAAGACGUGCUGCUCGAGUCGGUGAACUCGAGGAACAUGUCAAAAAAAUCGAGGAUGAUUUCGAUAUCCGUGAAUUGGAUCUCAGAAACAAGACAGUCAGCCUCUCUAAAGAGUUGGAACAAUCCCAGAAUGAGGUUUCGUGGUGGAAGAAACGUUGCUAUUCGCUUGAGCAGGAGCUAGCUCUUGAAAGAAAGGAAAUAGAAGCACUACGGAAACAGAAUACCGCGGCAAUUCCAGAUACUGUGCCGAUCAACAUACGUAGAACAAACAAGUCCAAAUCCAGUGAUCAAGUGGUCGAAGAUAGCGCAACAAGCCAUCCUCAUGCUGUAACUGAGCAACAAGACCAUCUCGCAGGUUGUGGUGGUUGCUCAACGACUCAUUGCCAGUGCCUGGAAGAUGCCAUCCAGAUCUCUCACUUGGUCGAUAAAUCCACCCCAAAAGACGAUGGAAAUGGAACUCAGGAGCCUGCGGUAAAAUAUGAUCCGGACCAGAUGGAAAUAGAUUUCACGGAACGCUUUGCUGCGACUCGUGCACCCGCUUCAGCUGAUCAUAGUGCUACCUCUACGCCUCCAGUAGAGCGCUGUGGAUUCUGUGGGGACGGCACUGCCUGCAUCUGUGCAGAAAUGGCAGAUGCAGCCUCGAGACAGGAAGCUCCCGAGCAGAAUCGUCUUGCACCUAUCCAAAACUACUCGGCAUUCACACCACCCCCCUCCGAUGGCGAUGUGCGGGAAAUGACAUUGCCGCCUAUCACCCAAGCUACAAACCCCUGUGCCAACGGCCCUGGAACUUGCACACAGUGUCAAUCUGAUCCUCACAGCACGCUGUUUUGCAAAACUCUAGCUGCAUCGCGCGCCGCAAGUGGGCUCUCUGGAUGCUGUGGUGGUAAAGGGACCGAUGGUGGUUGCUGCCAAUCUCGACCACAACCUCGUGUCUCCGUUGCCGUUGACGCUACGCCUCUUACUUUGACAUGCGCUGAUGCAUUUACUACACUGUCGCGUCACCCAAAUUUCUCACAGGCUAGUGAUGAAUUGUCUAGCUGGCUUCCAAAACUACAUACUUUGCCCAAGCCACGCGAGCCCUCUCUGGGUAAUGGACUGGGUGCUAGCAUUUCUAGUAGGCCAGCUAUGGAAGUGGAAGCUGCUAGUGUCAUGGGAGUUUUGCGAUACUUUGACAGGAGGUUUGCUUCAAAGUAA
Talaromyces proteolyticus is the source of this 1440-nucleotide messenger RNA. RefSeq lists its product as uncharacterized. Gene Ontology annotation, cellular component: nucleus; RNA polymerase II transcription regulator complex. NCBI's taxonomy places the organism in Eukaryota, Fungi, Ascomycota, Eurotiomycetes, Eurotiales, Trichocomaceae. The transcript has a single exon. Gene Ontology annotation, molecular function: transcription cis-regulatory region binding; DNA-binding transcription activator activity, RNA polymerase II-specific. Bases 1 to 1440 code for a protein of 479 amino acids. The record is from RefSeq and is a predicted model, not a curated record.